This is a messenger RNA of Penaeus indicus, 1659 nucleotides long. RefSeq names its product U5 small nuclear ribonucleoprotein 40 kDa protein-like. The record is from RefSeq and is a predicted model, not a curated record. The transcript is spliced from 8 exons. Gene Ontology annotation, cellular component: catalytic step 2 spliceosome. NCBI's taxonomy places the organism in Eukaryota, Metazoa, Arthropoda, Malacostraca, Decapoda, Penaeidae. Gene Ontology annotation, molecular function: protein binding; RNA binding. The coding region runs from base 77 to 1117 and encodes 346 amino acids.
UUUGUCAGCGGCGAGUCGGCGAGGUGGACGCGUCCUCGAAGGAAACCUUUAGUUAAUCUCUAAAUUCUCUUCCAAAAUGGAGGGGAAGCGGAAGGCAGAUUAUAUGACCGUGGCUGUACCUACCAAGAAGUCUCGUCAUGAGUUGGUGGCUCAUUCAGGGGAAAAGGGAACAGUAAUACAAAGUGGCCCACCUAGAACCAGUGGCUUGAUGGCACCCAUCAUGCAGCUCUCAGGCCACCAGGGAGACAUCCUUUGCGGCAAGUUCCACCCUGAAGGAGAAGUUCUGGUCACAGCAGGCAUGGAUAGACAGAUCUUAUUCUGGAAUGUGUAUGGCGAGUGUGACAACUUUGCCAUGCUGAUGGGCCACACCAACGCCAUCACAGACAUGCACUUCUCAACGGAUGGUAGUGCACUCUACACAGCCUCUGCAGACAAGACUGUCAUGUGCUGGGACACUACCAGUGGCACCAGGGUUAAGAAGCUUAAGGGACACAGCAGCUUCGUGAAUUGUGUCCACAGCGCACGAAGAGGCCCAAGUUUAGUGGUGAGUGGAGGUGAUGACUGCACGGUGCUCAUCUGGGACGUCCGGAAGAAGAGACCGGCAACGACGCUACAGAAUACGUUCCAGGUCACAGCAGUUACGUUCAAUGACACAGCAGAACAAGUAAUUUCUGGUGGUAUUGAUAAUGACAUGAAGGUAUGGGAUCUACGCAAGAAUGGCUUGCUGUAUCGGAUGCGUGGCCACAACGACACAGUGACAGGCCUGAGCCUCUCCCCUGAUGGCUCCUAUGUGCUCUCUAAUGCUAUGGACAACACUGUCAGGAUCUGGGACGUGCGGCCCUUCGCCCCCCAGGAGCGCUGUGUCAAGAUCUUCCAGGGCCACCAGCACAAUUUCGAGAAUAUUCUGCUGCGAUGUGCCUGGUCCCCUGAUGGGCGCCGGGUGGCUGCAGGCUCCUCAGACCGCCAUGCCUACGUCUGGGACACCACUUCAAGGCACAUCCUCUACAAACUACCUGGACAUAAUGGCUCUGUCAACACGGUCGAGUUCCAUCCGAAGGAGCCCAUAAUUAUGUCUGUGUCCAAUGAUAAGCAGAUCUACCUCGGAGAAAUAGAGUAAGUUUGUAGAAGAGGAAUAAAAGGAAUUUAGUUGUCAAGAAUGGACAUCUGUUGUGAUUUUUAUUAUUUUUUAUUGAUAUAGUUUUGUUUAUGAUUACAACUGUUAUAAUGCUCCUCAUAGAAUGGUUUGAAUGUUCGCUCGUAUGGUUUCCCCUAAGAUUGAAAAAAGAAAGUAAUUUUGAUGUAUAUUCAUUUUUAUUUUUUCUCCAUUUUGUCCCUAUUUUUUCUUCGCAUUUUUCUCUCUCAUUUUAAAAGGUUUACUUGCAAACAAGACAGAAUGUUGGUACAAAGAAUAGCUAUCAUUUCCUUCACUAUUGCAAUAUUUGUUGCAAAUUGCAUGAAAGACUACAAAAGUUUGACAUGAUCACUUAUGUAAUUAUAAUUGACUGAAAUCAUUCAUAUAUUGUGCUUAGUUAUUUCAUUUAUUUCUGUGAAUUUUUUUUAAAAGGAGUAGUGUCGCAGGUUUAUUUUGAAGAUAAUUCUUUGUCAAUAUUUCUAUUUAGGUAAGAUAAAACCAUUAUAAAAUCUAUGACAAAUAAAAAA